Vitis riparia (riverbank grape) is the source of this 3905-nucleotide messenger RNA. Its product is annotated as ABC transporter A family member 8-like. NCBI's taxonomy places the organism in Eukaryota, Viridiplantae, Streptophyta, Magnoliopsida, Vitales, Vitaceae. The record is from RefSeq and is a predicted model, not a curated record. Gene Ontology annotation, molecular function: lipid carrier activity; ABC-type transporter activity; ATP binding. Gene Ontology annotation, biological process: lipid transport; transmembrane transport. Gene Ontology annotation, cellular component: intracellular membrane-bounded organelle; membrane. The transcript has 19 exons. Bases 1148 to 3643 code for a protein of 831 amino acids.
GGCUGUUGGAGAAUCAGGAAGUGAUUUUGAGAGGCAAUGGAAGGUCGACACGUGUUCUGAGACAUGCAGGCCGUUGCAAGGGAGAGCGUAUUUGGUUGGCAGAGGAGGAGAUUUUCUUGCCGUUACGGAGAUAUUUUUUUCUGGAGGCGAGGUUUUCUUGGAGAGCAAGCUGCCGGAGGGUGUAGGAAACGAGGUGGGAUAUUUUGAAGGUGUUCUUUGGUUUGAGGGGGGAGCAAGUUUUUUUCCGAGAUUCUGGGCUGGUUACAGGGAGGAAGAAAGGAGAGUGAGAUAUUUUGAGAGGUAUUUUCUUUGGCUUGGGGGGCAAGGCAAAAGGGGAGAGGAUUUUUCUCUAAAGGGGAGCUGUUUACAGAGGAGGAAGGGGAAGCUUUACAGAGGAAAACGAGGGAGCUUGGGGGAAUGAGGAUUUUGGGGUUGCUGAAGUGAGAUAUUUUGAGUGAGCUGGUUACAGAGAUAUUUUUGAGACUGGUUGCUUGGGAGAGGGAGUUUCUUGAGAGAGAUAACCAGAGAGAGAGUGCGAGAGAGAGCUGUACGUUUAGAGAGUAGAGGAGGAUGGCUUUGUCGGUUCAUUAGUUUCGUUGGCUUUGGAGGAGGAUUUAAAACAUUUGAAGCUGAACAGAACCUUACUGGAAAAGGGCUCUCUCAGGUAUGAAUGCAACAGAUUUUAGGACCUUACCUAAUUUCUUUCCCACUUUUUUUAAGAGAUACUAAUAAGGAUUGUGGGAUAUAAUCCUAAACUUAAAUAGCGAACAGUAAUUAGUGCCUGCGUGUCUAUGUAAGUAUAUAUUAACUGUUUCUAUAUAUAUUUCCAUAUGUCAAUCAAAGAUCUAAUCAGUGAAAAAUUAUGAAGUAAUUGUUUGCUCAGAUUCAUCAGAUGCCACAUGAAAUUUCAGAAUAUUGUUUGCAUUUUCUUUCAUUUAAAUUGUGAUAAGAGAGAGAUAGGAGAAGCUAGCGGGGCAUCUGCAGCAAGGUGUUAGGAUUUAGGCGGUAUCAAAGAGAUAGGAGAAGGCAUUGUUGAAGUUUCAGGCAUCUGAAGAACGUUAGUUGACACAGCUGUGACUGGAACUUAAGAGGGAACAUCGUUUUUGGUGCUAUAAGCUUCUAGUGUUUCUUUGAUUGGAUCACAAUUAUGGACUUAGCAGCAGACUUUUUCAACCAAUCCAAUGCUUUACUGAGAAAAAACUUGAUUUUGCAGAAACGAAAUUUUCUCCCCCUUUUUUCGCUCAUUUUCUUCCCCAUAGUGCUGCUGUUUUUAUUCUUCCUUAUUCAAACUGCCGUGAACAAAGAGUUGGAUAAAAGUAGCUCUCGUCCCAUCCCUCACCCUCAGGAAUGGCCUGCAUUGCUGCAUAUACCAGCUUCGCGUUAUCGUGCCGUGAAAACUACAUCUUCACCUUUUAUGGACUUGCCCCAGGAAUCAUGCAGGAGUACAGGGUUGUGUCCUGUAACUCUUCUUCUCACUGGAAAAGAUAAAUCUUUUGGACUAGGUUUGACUGACAAGAUGUUCGCAAAAGUUUCCUCGAAUUCUUCAGAAGUUGAGCAUAGUCUAGCCAACAUGGUCUUGGGGUCCGAAACAGCGCCUCCAUAUUUUUAUUUUCUUCAUCCUACUUCCUUCCCGGAUCUUCCUAUUUAUCAUCUUCAAAGUAACCAAUGCGCACCAAACUCGACGUUUUUUAUUCCUUUACGUAAAGUGCAACGAGAGAUAAGAUGUGUUCGAGCUUUAUGUUUGUGGAGGAAUAGCUCUUCUGAAGUUAAUGAUGAGCUAUUUAAGGGUUAUCGUGAAGGAAAUUUAGAGAAGAAGAUCAAUGAGUUUGCUGCAGCAUUCGACUUCUCAAACUCCAACAAGACUAAUUUUAAUGUGACCAUAUGGUACAAUUCAACUCAUGAGCUAGCACGCUUGGUUAACCUGGCAUCGAAUGCCUACCUCCUGUCUCUGAAAGAUGGUGGUACAAAGGUGCUAUUUGAUUUCAUGAAGGGAAUGCCCAAACCUAGCAGUAACCCACCCAGACUAGACGUUGCUUCUGCAUUCGGAGUACUGUCAUUUACUUGGGUUGUUAUGCAAUUUUUCCCUAUGGUGUUGACAUCUCUGGUUGAGGAGAAAGAAAGUAAUCUGAGAAUAAUGAUGAAAAUACAUGGCCUAGAUGACAGACUUUAUUGGGUGAUUUCUUAUACCUAUUUUGUUCUCAAAUUUGUUAUCUACAUGCUAUGUCUGGUAGCAUUUGCUUCAGUUCUAGGGUUACAAUUCUUCACUAUGAAUGACUUCAAAAUCCAAUUUCUCUUCUACUUCAUCGUAAUAACAUUCGCAUUGCUUUUUGGAUCAAGGCUCUCUGGGAAGUCUGUUUUUGAGUUCUUUCUUGAAGAUACAACAUUGUCAAGACAUUGGAUUAUUGUUAUGGAGCUAUAUCCUGCUUUCUCUCUUUACCGUGGUAUAUAUGAGCUCGCACAAUAUUCUCUCAUGGGUAGUGCAACAGGAACCCAAGGGAUGCAGUGGAGAGAUUUGAGCGACCCUGAGAAUGGGAUGAGGGAUGUCUGCAUUAUUAUGAUGGUCGAAUGGUUGGUAGUACUUUUUAUUGCAUACGACAUCGAUCAAGGAAUAUCAUCAAGGAAUGGAGUCACAGUGAGGGUUUUGCUAUUCUUGCAAAAUAUUUGGAAGAGGUCAAGAAAUGGUGUGAAAAGAAGAAUUCUAUGUUUGAUGCUAGGCAUUUGGAAGAAGUCAAACUUAAAAAGCCAAAAAUUUUUUGCAGUUUCCCCACAGGUGGAAAAUAUUGACGUUUUCGAAGAGAGGGAGAAAGUUGAACGAUGGCUGCAUAAACCCACGUCGAUUUAUUCAAUCAUUUGUCAUAAUCUUGAAAAGGUGUAUCCAGAAAGGGAUGGAAACCCUAAGAAAAUUGGAGUGAGGAGGUUGUCUCUAGCUAUAUCCAGAGGGGAGUGCUUUGGUAUAGUUGGUGACAGUGAUGCAGGCAAAACCUCUUUCAUUAGUAUGAUGACUGGGAUCACAAAGCCAACCUCUGGCAAAGCAUUCAUUGAAGGUCUGGAUAUAGAGAGUCAAAUAAAAGAAAUAUAUACAAGAAUAGGUUAUUGCCCUCAGAUUGACCUUCUCUGGGAAACUCUAACUGGGAGGGAGCACCUCCAAUUUUAUGGAAGGGUUAAAAACCUCAUAGGUCCUGCCUUGACACAGGCGGUGGAAAACUCUCUUAGGAGAGUAAACCUUGUUCGUGGAGGUGUAGGUGACAAGGAAGUCAGUGAAUAUAGUAGAUCAGAGAAGAGGAGGCUGAGUGUUGCCAUUUCAUUGAUUGGAAAUCCUCAAGUGGUCUUUAUGGAAGAACCUACUGUUGGUUUAGAUCCAGUAUUGAGAACCAGUUUAUGGAAUGCUAUAAAGCAUGCAAAGCAAGAUCGAACGAUUAUUUUGACAACACAUUCAAUGGAAGAGGCAGAGGCUCUAUGUGAUAGAAUAGGAGUUCUAUCAGAUGGCUGUUUGCAAUGUAUAGCCAGCCCUCGAGAGCUGAAGGCUAGAUUUGAAAGAUUUGAAGAAUCUUCCACAUUUAAGGACACAACACCCCCCGGCCAGAAGGAUGAGUUGCGUCGCCUUUUUGGUUUGCCAACUUUUAGUGGGUCAAUGGAAAAAUAGAGCUCACAAUUGGUAGAUGAGGAUGAGAGUGAGCAGAGAAGAUAUAAGAUGGGAGGCAUGUGGUUCCUAUAAUUCCUGUUCUUGCAUUUCAAAAGAGGGCGUGGAAUCAUAUAAUUUGAAGCCUGCAGUGUUGUUGCAUUUAGGAGCAUAAUUUGAUGAUUGUGGACUGCAAAUUCACUUUGUGUCCUCCAUAUGUUAGCAAGUUUAGCACAAACAUUAAUGUCUUCGGAUAUUUGAAGCAAAAAUCAAUUAGUAAAAUUCA